UGCAGCACCCAGAAGUGAACAGUAGGCGACCCGGAAGGUCUGAACUCCGACUGAACGCGAGCUGAAAGAAGAUCUUUACCUUUUUUUUUUAUAUAAUAAAACUACACUGAAGCAGGAUCGAGCCAGUGGGCAUGGCCGAGCCACGGUUUAAUAACCCGUACUUCUGGCCUCCGCCUCCUGCGAUGCCUAGCCAGCUGGACAACCUCGUUCUAAUUAACAAGAUCAAGGAGCAGCUGAUGGCUGAGAAAAUCAGACCUCCACACCUGCCCCCUACUUCAGUCCAAUCCCAGCAGCCCUUGCUGGUUCCUCCGACGCCUGUAGAAGGUGGGACUCACAGCAUGGCCGUAUCCAAGCUUCAGCAGAUGCCCGGCCUUCCUCCUCAUAGCCCAACACAGCCUGAUGUGGCCCUGCACGCCCGACCCGCGUCCAGCUCCGUAGCAGGACGCAUUCUCGGUGACGUGAACUUGAACCUGGAUGAUAAGGCAGCCUUAAAAGCGAGAGGACUUUGGGAAGACUGGCAUUUACGACAGAUUAUAGACCAACCUUCAAGAGCGAACCAUCUGUCAGGUAUAGCACUGUCAUCUCGCAACCAGAACACGACUGAGGCUAUGACACCCACAUCCUCUAGCAGCAGCCACGUACGCCAUGGAUCAGCACCUUCUGCAAACCUCCUCUCAGGGUUGGCCGGCACUGUCGGAGCAGAGCCAAUGAAAAACAGUGGGGGGCUCGCGGGACUGCUGGGACCGCCCCCGAAAAGCGGAGGACGAGGACGCAAGAAGAUCAAAGCAGAAAAUUCGUCGGGUCAUCUCCUGGUCGUACCCUACCCCAUCCUGGCGUCAGGAGCUGACCAGUCGUCUGUAACAAUCGCAGCCAAAGAGGGCAAAUCAUACAGGUGUAAAGUGUGUCCGCUGACUUUUUACUCCAAGUCAGACAUGCAGAUUCACUCCAAAUCCCACACGGAGGCCAAGCCGCACAAAUGUCCUCACUGCACCAAGUCGUUCGCCAACGCCUCCUACCUGGCGCAGCAUUUACGCAUCCAUCUGGGGGUGAAGCCUUAUCACUGCUCAUACUGCGAGAAAUCCUUCCGCCAACUGUCACAUCUACAGCAACACACCAGAAUCCACACGGGCGAUCGGCCGUAUAAAUGUAUCCAGCCGGGCUGCGAUAAAGCUUUCACACAACUCUCCAAUCUGCAGUCUCACCAGAGGUCACACAAUAAAGACAAGCCUUACAAAUGCUCUAACUGCUACCGCGCCUACUCCGACUCGGCCUCUCUGCAGAUCCAUUUAGCCGCUCAUGCUAUCAAGAACGCCAAGGCCUACUGCUGUAGCAUGUGCGGUCGCGCCUACACCUCCGAGACGUAUCUAAUGAAGCACAUGUCUAAACACACAGUAGUGGAGCACCUGGUGACGCAGCACUCGCCGCCACGGAACGAGUCUCCCAGCAUCCCCAUCCGCAUCUCCCUCAUCUGAACCCGGUCAGUUCCUCCUCCUCGGAUCACCGCGUCCUGGUGGCGUGUUCGUUUGUUCGCUUCAUCGUUCCUUGGGUUCUGGGAUUACGUACUAAAAUGUGUUAACACCUCAUGCUGAAGGAGUUGUUUUUAUUCGCACUAUCGCUCGCUCUCCCUCUACCUCGGCGUGGAGUCUUCGAGAGUCGGUUGAGGAAAUAGUAAGGACAUCCAAAGACAGUUUUUGCAGCACUUUCAGGCCUUGAGGCUAAAGGGGAAAAAAAAAAAAAAAAAAAAAAUUCAGUCUAAUUGUUGGACAGUAAAAAGGCUAUAGUUCUUGGCAGCUAUUUUUUUUUUUUAUUUUAUUUUUUUUUAAUUUUGACAUUAGAUGUUAUGCAGUUAAAAAACUGUCUUGUUUACAUCCGGUGGUUAUAAACUCGUAUGCUGAGAUCUUUUAGAGCACGGACCAAGUCCAACAUUGUAUUCUGAAAAUUUCCUAACUUAGAUUGAAAGUCAUUCCUUUUUUAAAUACUGUAUUUUUUUUUUUUUGCGCUUAUUCUUAUCGAGCUACAGCCCUAUCUAAAGGUUGUAGAAUUAAAUGAAUAAAAAAAAAAAAAAAGACGUGCCAAAAACACAAACAAAAAAAAAAAAACAGAUGCUGGUCUCUCAACUCCGGUGUACAUAAUCACUCAAGCCCACUGCCGCUGGUGUAUAAAGUUAAUCACGGGGUUGGAUUUUAGUCUCCGCCGCAUUCGUCCGCUUUUCCACAGCACCGUGCAAACGUCUCAGCGCGGCUCUUUAUCUGGACACGAACACUACAGGACAUCAGAGGACGGCAGGACACACGGAGAGUCCAGUGUUUCACAGGAUUUCCCUCAAUCUGCCUGCUCCAGAGUGUUUUAUUUCUCUGAUACCGCUGCGGUUUUACUAGAAAACAAGUGUCCCUUUAAAAUAAUAAUAAUAAUAAUAAUAAUAAUAAUAAUAAUAAAAGAUUAAAGAACAAAUUUAUCCAUUUUAACAUUGUGGAAGGGCUACAAAACGUAGACGAGACGGAAAAGAGGAUCUCUUCGAGGCUGGAGUGUGUUAGAUCACAACACACUGGUGAAAUGGCACUAUUAGUAAUUUAUUUAAAAAAUAAUAAUAAAAGUCUUGCGUAGACGCUUAUUAUAAACCCUGGCGUGCCUCGAAGAGAGUCGGAAACCCGCGUCAAUUCGACCCGUAAACAUUUUCCCCAACUUUAUUUUAAACUCGCGCUCAGAAAACGUCCGUAAGAGAAACUACGGGAGAAAGAAAAAAAAAACUUUUAUUUAAAGUCUCGUCCCCCAUUUUAAAGCCAUCAACAAUCCUCCUUCCCAGAUAAAAAGCUUUAAACACAUUCUGCUCAGGUGGGCUGAAACGUUUGCACGGUUCUCUACGGUUCUCGUCAGCGUCUCACAUCAGAGUGUGUACAUACGUUUAUGUUUAAAGUGCGUCUAACUUCACGUAUUAUCACGUCUAAGUAUUAAUGAUAUUAUUUUCUAUACAGUCAAGCCUUAAAUAUUUUAUCACUAAUAGUUUCGUAUCCACAUCUACCAUAUUGGUGUUCUCAUUUUAUUCAGUACUGUACGCCUUUUUUUUUUAAAUCUCCUAGCAUGAUUAUUCUGUAAAUAAUCUAUAAAAUACUUGUGUUAACCCUUUAUAUAUAUAUAUUAAAAAAAAAAUCUAGUUAUUACAAUUUUUUUUUAUUUGUCUUGCAUUGUGGUACUCUGAAAAGUUUCUUGGCUGCUAUAAUAUGCAAAGUCGAGACUUUAGAAUGGACUUAUAAGAAAAAUAAAUCUGAAAAAUCUGCAA
Molecule: messenger RNA, 3277 nt
Organism: Tachysurus vachellii
Lineage: Eukaryota; Metazoa; Chordata; Actinopteri; Siluriformes; Bagridae
Gene: znf362a
Product: zinc finger protein 362a
Exons: 9
Coding region: 132-1472 (446 amino acids)
Cellular component (GO): nucleus
Source: RefSeq, a predicted model, not a curated record